Adineta ricciae is the source of this 399-nucleotide messenger RNA. Lineage: Eukaryota; Metazoa; Rotifera; Eurotatoria; Adinetida; Adinetidae. The record is from the annotation of a GenBank genome assembly.
AUGAAGCUGAUUAUUAACAAGAUGAUCAUCCGAGGUAUCGCAGCAGUAUAUGGCUUGCAGAAUGAAGGACCACUAAAUCAAUCGUUAAGUUCCGUAAUCACACAAGAAAAUCGUCGUAUUGCCCCAUUCGAAUUAAAAGAUCCAAAGCAAAUCAGUGUCCGGAAGAUCUUAGUCUUCUUUUUUCUUGUGGAUCCAUCCCUUCGAAAUAUAUCGAAUACAUAUGUUCUGUUCCAACAGAGUGAAUGGUACUACGAUGUCAUACAUAAUAUGAGUCCUUUUAAGGAAUUACCUGCGUUAUUUAUCGAGAGAAUUUUGCAUUAUGUUCAAUUUUCAGGGAAAUGGGAUGAAGCGAAAGAACGCCGCGAAAAACUAAUGGCUGAAAGAAAAUAUUUCAUUUGA